Molecule: messenger RNA, 743 nt
Organism: Hyaloscypha bicolor E
Lineage: Eukaryota; Fungi; Ascomycota; Leotiomycetes; Helotiales; Hyaloscyphaceae
Exons: 2
Coding region: 167-697 (176 amino acids)
Source: RefSeq, a predicted model, not a curated record
UUGAGAAAUCCUGACACCGAUAACCCAACCAGAUCCAAUUGCGUCGCCCGUCCUUGGCAAGGCCGUCCAAGCUGAGAAGACUUGUCCGCAGAUACUUAGUAGACUGGGAUGAAUUGCGUAAUCUGAACCUCGCUUCCGCUUCAGAGUCGCCGUUUUGAAACGAUUUAUGAAAGAGGGGAGGGAUAUCGCUACCAAAUCGGGGGCCAAAGCACCGAGGCAAACCGAUGAUGCGCUUGGAAGUCUCCCGCCCAGAAUUAGUCCUCGCAACUUUUCAACGUCACUUCCUGAACUUCUCCGUCUAUUUACAGGGUCGUCAAAUGCCCAGCCACUUAAUGCCCCACAACCCGAGUCCCAUCAGGUCGGGUUCCUUGCCCGCAUUGAUCUGCAAGACAGAGAAAGGUCCUUCCCCGCACUGAUCUACAAGCCGGAGAACGGUCCUUCCCCACAGAUCGACGGACUUUGUCUGUUCACCUCCUGCUUUAGGUGGAUAAGUGGACAACUAACGCCCUUUCGAACUGUGAAUGUUCCAAGCCGGCAGCCCCGACUGAACUAUAUUCCCGCCCUAGAACCUUUUAUCAUUCCUCCGCUUUUUCUCGAAGUGGAGAAACCCUGUCGAGAUCAUUCCUCCCCAAUAAGCUUUUGUAGAAACAAGAGUUGUUCCACAACAUGCUUCCCAGAAGAGACGGCACAAUCCUAGGGAACUCGUCUCAAAGCAAGAGAUAACUUUUUGGUUUCCAUAUUUC